ACGGGUACACUCAUCUGGAAGCUGAUUACGGAUUUUCUACCUCCCAAACUGGCAACCUGCAUGUUGUUGAGGGGGAGGCGCUAGUUCACAGUAGUUUCUGGAAAGGAACCUCAUGCUUACACCAUGGAGAAAGCUUCAGCAUUGAAAGACCAAGGAAACAAGGCGCUGAGUGCUGGAAAUGUCGAUGAGGCCAUACGUUGCUACACCGAAGCCUUGAGUCUUGACCCAUCCAACCAUGUCCUGUUCAGUAACCGCUCAGCUGCCUAUGCCAAGAAAGGCAACUAUGAGAAUGCUCUCCAGGAUGCCUGUCAGACUAUCAAGAUCAAGCCUGAUUGGGGGAAGGGCUACUCCCGUAAAGCUGCUGCAUUGGAAUUUCUUGGCCGAUUGGAUGAUGCUAGAGUAACUUACCAAGAGGGACUCAGACAGGAGCCAAGCAAUCAGCAACUAAAGGAUGGGCUGCAGAACAUUGAGGCCAAGCUUGCAGAGAAAACAAUGAUGAAUCCCUUUGCCAUGCCCAACUUGUAUCAGAAGCUGGAGAGUGAUCCUCGGACUCGUGAGCUGCUGGCAGAUCCCAGCUACAGAGCACUGCUAGAGCAGCUCAAGAGCAAACCAUCUGAGCUUGGAACGAAGCUGCAGGAUCCCAGAGUGAUGACUACUCUCUCUGUGCUUCUUGGACUAAACCUCUCUGAGAUGGAGGAGGAUGAAGAGCCAACUCCUCCUCCUCCCGCAAAACCCAAAGAGACUCAGCCGCCACCUCCCAAAGAGGAAGACCUCCCUGAAAACAAGAGAAAGGCCUUAAAGGAAAAGGAGCUUGGGAAUGCUGCAUAUAAGAAUAAAGACUUUGAAACGGCACUGAAACAUUAUGAAGAAGCGAUUAAACACGACCCAACAAACAUGACUUACAUAUCUAAUCAAGCAGCUGUGUACUUUGAGAAGGGAGAUUUUGACAAGUGCAGAGAGCUGUGUGAGAAAGCCAUUGAUGUUGGCAGAGAGAACAGAGAAGACUACAGACAAAUUGCUAAGGCCCUGGCUCGAAUUGGCAACUCGUACUUCAAGCAGGAAAAGUACAAAGAAGCAAUUCAGUAUUUCAACAAGAGUUUGACAGAGCACCGAACUCCUGACGUGUUGAAGAAGUGUCAACAGGCAGAGAAGAUUUUGAAGGAACAGGAGAAACUAGCCUAUAUCAACCCAGAGUUGGCCCUGGAAGAGAAGAGCAAGGGCAACGAUGCCUUCCAGAAAGGAGACUACCCCUUAGCCAUGAAACAUUACACUGAGGCCAUCAAGAGAAACCCUAAUGAUGCCAAACUCUUCAGUAACAGAGCUGCCUGCUACACAAAGCUGCUGGAGUUUCAGCUUGCCCUGAAGGAUUGUGAAGAGUGCAUCAAACUAGAGCCCACCUUCAUAAAGGGCUACACACGUAAAGGAGCUGCUCUGGAGGCCAUGAAAGACUAUUCCAAAGCUAUGGAUGCAUACCAGAAGGCUCUAGAGCUUGACUCUUCCUCAAAGGAAGCCUCAGAAGGCAUUCAGCGCUGCAUGGUAAGUCAGGCCAUGAGGAAUGACAGCCCUGAGGAAGUGAAGAAAAGGGCCAUGGCUGAUCCAGAGGUGCAGCAAAUUAUGUCUGACCCAGCCAUGCGUAUGAUCCUUGAGCAGAUGCAGAAGGACCCACAGGCCCUUAGCGACCACUUAAAGAAUCCAGUUAUUGCUCAGAAGAUACAGAAACUCAUCGAUGUUGGACUGAUAGCCAUUCGUUAAUGGGAGACAUGAGCCACAGCUGUUAAACCCUCCAAAAUGAAACUUCUUUUACUUAUUCUUUCUUCUUUCUCUUUUUUCUUUUU
This is a messenger RNA of Maylandia zebra (zebra mbuna), 1835 nucleotides long. It is a transcript of the gene stip1, whose product is annotated as stress-induced phosphoprotein 1. Gene Ontology annotation, molecular function: Hsp90 protein binding. Lineage: Eukaryota; Metazoa; Chordata; Actinopteri; Cichliformes; Cichlidae. The record is from RefSeq and is a predicted model, not a curated record.